Pichia kudriavzevii is the source of this 858-nucleotide messenger RNA. RefSeq lists its product as uncharacterized. The record is from RefSeq and is a predicted model, not a curated record. Bases 1 to 858 code for a protein of 285 amino acids. Gene Ontology annotation, cellular component: mitochondrial envelope. NCBI's taxonomy places the organism in Eukaryota, Fungi, Ascomycota, Pichiomycetes, Pichiales, Pichiaceae. Gene Ontology annotation, biological process: mitochondrial transport; carnitine transmembrane transport. Gene Ontology annotation, molecular function: O-acyl-L-carnitine transmembrane transporter activity. The transcript has a single exon.
AUGGAAGAAGUAGACUCUAUUCUCGUUGAUAACGUCAAAUCUUUUGCUUCGGGCGGAUUUGGCGGUGUUUGCGCCGUUCUCACUGGCCAUCCAUUUGAUCUUACUAAAGUUUUACUACAGACCAACCAAUAUCCAUCAACAGCACAAGCCAUUAAAGGAACAUUGGCGAAAAAUGGUCCACUCGGAUUCUACAAGGGUGUAACCUCGCCUCUAUUGGGAGUCACACCAAUGUUUGCCGUCUCCUUUUGGGGGUACGAUCUAGGUAAGAGACUUGUUAUCUCCAACAGAGGCAAGUCUCCAGAUGAACCAUUGACAAUUGGUGAGAUUUCAGCAGCUGGCUUUUUCUCUGCAAUACCAACCACGUUAAUUGCUGCGCCGUUUGAACGUGUCAAGGUUGUUAUGCAGAUAGACAAGGAGAAAUCAUCAUCUGGAUUUGCUGCAACUGUUGCCCGUUUGUAUAAGGAAGGUGGUAUACGUUCCAUUUAUAAAGGUUCAUUGGCAACUCUAGCUAGAGAUGGUCCAGGUUCUGCUGCGUAUUUUGCCACUUAUGAAUAUGUGAAGAAUUACUUGAGCAAAGAUAAUGGACAAGAUGACGGUUUAUCAUUGGGGGCAAUCACCGUAGCCGGUGGAUUGGCAGGCGUUGCCAUGUGGACGGCCAUCUACCCCGUUGAUACCAUCAAGUCCAUUCAACAAUCUUCCUCAACACGUGUCUCCAUGUCCUCCGUAGCAAAGACAUUACUCAAAACCAAGGGAAUUGCUGGCUUCUUCCCUGGUCUAGCACCAGCGUUGGCACGUUCCUUCCCCGCUAAUGCAGCAACUUUCCUCGGUGUCGAAUUUGCCAAACAGCUCUUGGGUUGA